AUGUACGCUUGUUUGAACUGUGGCAAGGGUCCUAACUUUAUGCAGACAAUGUUGGACAAGUCAUGGGUGCAUUUAUGCAGAGUUGAUUCUGCAUAUGAGAGAGGUGCUCGGGGUUUUGUCAACGCUGUUACUGCUAAGUUAGGAGUUAAUGGGAAGAUUGUACGGUCGGAUUGGUUUCACCAUGGAGAUGGUCACGCUGUAGCUGUAGUGGAAGAGGCUGAAACCCCCUUAUAUCCAACGUGUGCGAGUCAUAGCAAGCUAUCAGCUGUGGUGUCAUUGUUUAGGAUUAAUUCUCAGAAUGGGUGGUCAGACAAGAGCUUUGAUGACUUACUGCAAACAUUGCCAAACAUGUUACCUGAAGACAAUGUGAUGCACACAUCAACUUAUGAUGUCAAGAAGUUUUUGAAAUCUUUUGAUAUGGGAUAUCACAAGAUUCAUGCUUGUGUGAACGACUGCUGCUUUUUUAGAAAGAAGCUGAAGACGGCUGAGAGUUGCCCAAAAUGCAAGGCGUCUAGAUGGAAGACCAACAUGCACACUGGUGAAUUCAAAAAGGGUGUUCCACAGAAGGUUUUGAGAUACUUUCCAUUAAUACCUCAUCUGAAAAGGAUGUUCAGAUCUGAGCAACUUGCAAUGGAUUUAAGAUGGCAUUUCAAUAACAAGAGCACAGAUGGGAAACUGCGUCAUCCAGUAGACCAUGUUACUUGGCAGUCAAUGAAUGACAAGUAUCCAUCGUUCGCAGCGGAGGAGAGGAACUUGCGACUUGGGCUUUCAACUGAUGGGUUUAAUCCCUUCAGUAUGAAGAACAGCCGUUACAGUUGUUGGCCUGUGCUACUGGUUAAUUACAACAUGGCUCCUGACCUAUGUAUGAAGGAGGAGAACAUCAUGCUCAGUCUGCUGAUUCCAGGACCGCAUCAACUGGGUAAUAGUAUAGAUGUAUACUUAGAACCCCUUAUGGAAGAUUUAAAUCAUCUGUGGUGCAUAGGCGAAUUAACUUAUAAUGCAGUUAGUAAGACAACCUUCACGCUUAAGGCAAUGCUUCUUUGGACUAUUAGUGAUUUCCCAGCAUAUGGGAAUCUUGCUGGUUGUAAAGUCCAGGGUAAAAUGGGUUGUCCUAUAUGCGGGAAGCACACAGAUAGUUUGUGGCUGAGUAAUAGUAGGAAAUUUGUAUUUAUGGGCCACCGGAAAUGUUUGCCUCCCUUACAUAGUUUCAGAGGAAAGAAGACUUGGUUUGAUGGGAAAACUGAACAUGGGACAAAGGGAAGGAUACUCAUGGGUAGGAAUGUCUCAUUUGUGCUGAGGAACUACAAGAAUGUUUUUGGUAAUAGAAAACAGUCUGGCAAAAAGAGAGCUGCUCGAGUUGACAUACCAUCUGAUAAUGAGGACGAAGUAAGUGAAUCUGAUGAAGAUGAAGAUUUAGGAGACAAAGACGAAGAGGAAUUAUCUAGAUGGAAGAAACGUUCGAUAUUUUUCACAUUGCCUUAUUGGGAGGAGCUCCCUAUUCGGCAUAAUCUAGACGUUAUGCAUGUGGAGAGGAAUGUGGCUGCAAGCUUAAUUGCCACAUUGUUACAUUGUGGCAAUUCAAAGGAUGGUCUAAAGGCUAGAAAGGAUCUUGAAAGUCUUGGUAUCAGGAAGGAUUUGCAUCCAAAAGCUCAGGGAAGAGAAGCUCGACUUGGUGGUCCUGUCCAUUUCCGAUGGAUGUAUCCAUUUGAAAGGUACAUGAAAGUAUUGAAAGACUAUGUAAGAAACACAGCAAGACCAGAAGGGUGUAUAGCUGAGUCUUAUCUUGCAGAAGAGUGCAUGAAAAACACUGAGUACGAGAGCCAUUCCAUCCUUGAAGGUCGUCCUAUAUCAGCUGGCCGCUCAUUCACUCUCACUGAUACAGAUAAGAAAAUAGCUCAUCUUGCUGUAAUACAGAACACGGCUAUGGUGGAUCCAUAUGUUGAUGCUCAUUUACAACAUCUACAAGACUCAAAUAGUAGAUGUAAACGGGAUGCAACUUAUUUAUGGCGUAUGCACACUGAAAAAUUUGCAGCGUGGCUUAAGCAACAGAUACCUAUUGAUUCAGAAUAUGAGGAAGAGACACUGAAGUGGCUGGCCUAUGGUCCUCGUAGCAUAUCCAGAUCUUACACAGGCUACAUUGUGAAUGGCCUACGGUUUCAUACAAAUUCGGUGCAUAGGCUAAGUCAGAAUAGUGGGGUUUACUAUGAGGCAACAGCAAUGUGUAGAUCUAGUGCAAGGGACACAGCGCAGGUGGUAGACGUUGUAUCCUACUAUGGGAGAGUAGUUGAUAUUAUAUUACUAGAUUACAAUGCCUUCUACGUCCCAAUAUUCAGGUGUCAGUGGGCAGUUAAAGGUAACGGUGUGAAGGUAGAGGAUGGCUUUACGCUGGUUAAUUUUAAUCACAGCCACAUAUCCUUUGCAAAGGAUCCAUUCAUUUUAGCAUCUCAAGCGAGACAGAUAUUUUACUCAAGGGAAAAUGAUGAAUCGAGUUGGUAUGUAGUUAUGAAGGGUCCAAGUAGAAGAUAUAGUGAUGAGAAAGUGGAAGACCUACAUGGAGAUGUAGGUCCAUUGCCUUCGGAUAUGGAUAUGAGUCUAGAAGACAUAUCAGAUGAGGCUGAGAAUGUCAGAGAUGAUUUUUCCCUCGAGUUUGAUUGUAGGAUUGCCAUGGGUAAAGGGAAAAAGCAAUCAAAGAAAAGGAAGACCAUUGUACAAGAUGAUGAGCCGGUAUUCAUUGGCACCAUAUACCCUGGGGAGACGCAGCAAGAUAUGCGUAUUGAGGAAUCACAGCCUGAAGACACACAGAACCCGACACAGCCACAGCUUGAUGAAUCAUAA
Messenger RNA from Brassica oleracea var. oleracea, 2835 nucleotides. RefSeq lists its product as uncharacterized. The record is from RefSeq and is a predicted model, not a curated record. NCBI's taxonomy places the organism in Eukaryota, Viridiplantae, Streptophyta, Magnoliopsida, Brassicales, Brassicaceae. The transcript is spliced from 11 exons. The coding region runs from base 1 to 2835 and encodes 944 amino acids.